AUGUCAGGAAUCAGAACAGUUUCUUCGUCGUCGGCAAACGUUAAGAGCUACGACUCUAUAAUGAAAAUCCUACUUGUGGGCGACUCGGGUGUGGGCAAAUCAUGUUUACUGGUGCGGUUUGUCGAGGAUAAGUUCAGUCCUUCCUUCAUUACGACGAUUGGAAUCGAUUUUAAGAUCAAAACCGUGGACAUAAAUGGCAAGAAGGUGAAGCUGCAACUGUGGGACACUGCGGGCCAAGAACGGUUCAGAACCAUCACCACUGCGUACUACCGCGGUGCCAUGGGCAUAAUAUUGGUGUACGAUGUGACAGAUGAGCGCACGUUCGCCAACAUCAAGCAGUGGUUCAGCACGGUCAACCAGCACGCCAACGACGAGGCCCAGCUGUUGCUGGUUGGCAACAAGAGCGACAUGGAAUCGCGUGCUGUGUCCACCGACCAGGGUGAGACUCUGGCCAAGGAACUGGGCAUUCCCUUUGUCGAGGCCAGCGCCAAAGACGACACCAAUGUCAACAACAUUUUCUUCCUGCUCGCAAAGUUGAUCCAAGAGAAAAUUGACAGCGAAAAACUUGUCGGGAAUGCUGGACGCGACGGUAACGUCAACAUCGGGUCUUCGGGACAGAGCUCCAAAUCCAAUUGUUGUUAG
This is a messenger RNA of Lachancea meyersii CBS 8951, 642 nucleotides long. The record is from the annotation of a GenBank genome assembly. Lineage: Eukaryota; Fungi; Ascomycota; Saccharomycetes; Saccharomycetales; Saccharomycetaceae.